GAGUUUUUUGAUGAUCCAGGAAACUGGGGAGAAAAAACAGUAAAGUCUGGGGAUGCAUGGAAUAUAAAGCAGUUAAGGGGCAAGAGUAGUGAAGACCUGCACAAACUUUGGUAUGUCCUACUGAAGGAAAAAAACAUGCUUUUAACUUUAGAGCAAGAAUCGAAACGACAAACCAGGCCUAUGCCAAGUCCAGAACGAUUAGAAAAGGUAGAAAAGUCUAUGGAAAAUAUAGACUUAGUUGUCAAAGAAAGAGAAAUUGCUUUGAGGCUUUUACAAACUGGCCAUGAAAAACCAGUACCUGGCGAGUGGAGACAUGACUUCUUAGGACGCACCUACUGUUACACAUAUAAGGAAUGGCCAAUACCAUGGUACUUGAACAAAAGAUACAAAAAGAAGAAAUUCUAUUACUUACCUCAUGUGGAACGCUUCAUCAGGCUCAGACUUGAAAAAUUUUUAUGUAAAAGGGCAAGAGGGCAAAAUCUAGAGAGGAAGAGGCAGAAGCUCUUGAAAAAGAAGUUCCCUCAACUUGCUGUAAAAUCUCAGAGCCAGUAACAUGCUGGGAGAGUGCUGCAAGCAGCGGAUUGAUUUAUCUUUGUCUGGAACACGCAACAAGUUCUGAAACCAGCAAACAACUCGACUGAGCAUUCCUGAGAGUCUUUUUUAAUUGUACGUUUGACCUAAAUUAAACUUGUCAUCUGGUAUUAAAAAGUAGCUUUGAUGUGUAACUCAAAUUCAUCCUAACAGUAUUUUUUAAAAACAUGUGAAAAAUGACAUAUUAACCAGCUGUUAUGGUGUUAACAGUGAAAAGUACCAACUGACAAGUGUAGUGUAGGGAUAUUUAUGUGGUUUAGUUUAACAAAUAUGCAUUAAAACCAGUCAGAAGCUGGAGAGCCUCUGAACCUCCCAUACUCAUCUUUGUUCCCUGAUCAUCCCAGUUACAAGUGUGUCACUUAAAUUACAUGUGGUUUCUGCAUAAAGAAUGGAAAAAUACGCCAUUCAGUCUGCUACGAGGAACUUCUUCCCUGCCUUACGUCUGGCUUAUUAGAAAGUAUGAAAUAUUUAGCUUGUGAACUUUCAACAGUGCAGAUUUCUGAUUUCUUUUUUAAUCAGACCUAGAUUUCUAGAUGCCUGUGACAAAUUGAAACAUUUGUGCAGUGUUAUUUUGCAGUGUGCAAAAUGUUCUGGUAAUAGUCUUUCAUGAAACUGAAGCAGAAGGGUACUGCUGAUGGUCUCAGAUGGUAAACACCUACUUCAUGAAAGCUUUUAACCUUUACAUGAGGUUGUGUAGAAAUAUAAAGUCAAAACACUAGUUUUUGAGGAAGCAAGUGUGCUAUACAGUAUAAUCUGAUUAAAACACUGGAAACUCCAAGGGGAAUCAACUGUAGGAGACAGACCUAUCUGUCAUCUCCAUCCUCCUGACCUUCAGUUACUCCUCUGCAUCACAGAAAAUACCCGCUUCUUAAAGAGAAACUCUUCACAGGGGUGAGAAAGCCCUAGAAAGUGUUUUGUUCUCCAUAUGGUGCUAGAACAUCCACAGAAACAGUACAAUG
Athene cunicularia (burrowing owl) is the source of this 1550-nucleotide messenger RNA. RefSeq names its product mitochondrial ribosomal protein L47 (gene MRPL47). Gene Ontology annotation, molecular function: structural constituent of ribosome. Gene Ontology annotation, biological process: mitochondrial translation. Bases 136 to 552 code for a protein of 138 amino acids. Gene Ontology annotation, cellular component: mitochondrial ribosome; mitochondrial large ribosomal subunit. The record is from RefSeq and is a predicted model, not a curated record. The transcript is spliced from 6 exons. Lineage: Eukaryota; Metazoa; Chordata; Aves; Strigiformes; Strigidae.